Molecule: messenger RNA, 1038 nt
Organism: Styela clava
Lineage: Eukaryota; Metazoa; Chordata; Ascidiacea; Stolidobranchia; Styelidae
Source: RefSeq, a predicted model, not a curated record
AUGAUAUUGGACCGAAUCAUAUUGGCUAGAGUAGGCAAGACUGUUUUUCAAAAUGCAAAAAUGAACGAAGCAGGAGAAAAUUUUCAUGUUGAAUUACAUGUCAACAAUGUGACUACAUAUGACAAGGAGACUUCUAGAGACGGAGUGACAAGCAAAACUGUCGAAACGUCGACUAUCAGUGAUCUUGGACAGACAUACUUGGUACGGGAAAUUCUAUCGAUAACUUUUUCUAUUGCGACCGUUUAUCUUUUACUAUCUUUGACAAUUUACCACAUAAAAAUGUGGAAGAAAACACAGACCGAAUCUUCAACAUCACGAGAUUGGAAAAUGAUUGCAAUGAAUUUAUCGAUCUUCUUGUCAAUAGUCUUCGCUUUUGUACGUUUCAUAUUAGAAUUCAAUACCAUGUGGCCAUGGAGACGUUACAGCGAUAUUAACUGCAUUGGGAUCAAAAAAGCAAAGAUAUUGUCCGUGAUUAUUAGCGUGAAUUUUGUGUCUACAGCUUACUGGUUUAGACAGAGAAGUUUAUAUAUGAUUCCCACAUUACACCAUUUGAGCAACAAGUAUACAAGAUUUCUAAGUGUCGGCAUACUUCCUAUAUUGUGUGGGUUGUUUGUUGCUUCUGCAAUAUACUACACUGUCCAAAAUAUGGGAUAUGCAUCCUUGCCCCCUUAUGGCUGCAAUAAUACUUCGGAUUUGUUGCCAAUCUCGCUUGCUUCUGUAACUUUAUUUUUCAUGCAAGUUGUUCUUCUUGGUUUGUUUAUUUAUCCUCUAUUACGGCAUCGGAGAUAUUGCAAAAUUCUUCAUCAAGACGACGAUGAGCAAAAAAAAAUAAUGUCUUUACUUAAGCGAGCAGGUGUAUCGGCAUCGAUUUGCGUCCUUAUACUUUUCCUGGGCAUAGUUCUUCAUUUCACAACAACUGGAGUUGUCGAUGACGUUGGAAUGAUAAUAUCUGAUGUUGUCAUAAUGUUUACAAUACUAGGACCCAUUCUGUCUUUUUCUGACUGGAGAAAUAGGUUCUUCCCAUUCACAUUAAAAUAA